AUGGCGCUAACAGUUGUGGACGCGCGUUUCGUAUUUCUUGUGUUUUAUCUGACGGGGAAGACGUCCCAGCAGAGCUGCCCCGCUAGCGUCAGCUCCGAACAAGGCGUCGCCCUUCUGGGUUAUACGUUUGAGUCCCGUUUUGCAAGUCAUUUUUGGGAGUGUAUUAGAAGUUGCAUUGAAGAACGACAGUGCUGGAGUGUCAACUAUCACUUGAGCUCUCGCCUGUGUGACCUUAACAGCGAAACCAAAGAAAGGCAGCCUUUGAAACUCGCAAGAAGGGAUUUGUCCGUUUACUUGAGUGAUAGAAAAGCCGGAGAUUGGAAAGGAGUUGUGCGCUCGUGCAAAGACUUGCGGGAUCUCGCAGGUAACGCGGACCCCACGACAGGGGAGUAUUGGAUCGAUCCGGAGGCUGACAGGAGACUUCUGAGGGUUUACUGUGACAUGAAAACUAAUGGAGGUGGGUGGACCUUGGUAACUCGAAAUGAGCCAUUAAAAAGAAGUCUAGUGACUACCUCUUAUGCUGACUACCGCUACAUAAGCACUGAGAAGUUAGGGACCGUGUUAGUUACAAGUCCAGCGGUACAAAAGCUAAAAUCUUUUAUCGGCUUCACUCAGCUUCGGUGGCGAUGCCGCAAGCAGUCCGUCGGUCGCACCAUCGACAUCAUGACGGCCAAUAACAGCUCAGGAGCCCGAGUCCUGGUCCACUUCCUGGACGGGGUUACGUUUCCGGACGCGUGCGGUUCGUUUGUCCGACUGACGGAAGAUGACUCCAUCCUGACCCGGAACUGCGCCAAGUGGGGCAGCAAUGGUACCUUACCCGAGGGGGAGUGGGGAAAGUACGGCCUGCACCGCCACUUAAGACUUUACAACUAUCCAUUUUUCUGGUCUGGACAUUUCACCUUUUCUUGUAUAAAUUCCUUCUGGUACUGUGACGAUGCUGGGAGUGACCAGAACGCUAACGAUUUCUGGGAAUUGUACGUCCGUUGAUAACGUGUUUACACGUACAUUUUUGUCAUUUAAACAAUAUUUACUUACAAUUAUCCCAAGAGUUAUAGGAGCUCAUCGAGGGGACUUUUGUUUUUAGUUUUACAGACUAUACACUAAAGGUCGAACACGUAAUUUUUUGUAACAAAGUAGUCAAAUGCAAUCUUGUAUAACCGGUAAAAAGUGAGAAAACAGACAGGAUUUGUUGAGAGGGGAGGGGGGGUGCAAAGGCGUGAAUGUCAUGUGUAAAAAAAACUCUGGCAAGCUUUUAAAAAAUAUCUCCCCUUCCAUUUCAAAGCAAAUUGUAUGUAAAUAUCAUUUAGUGGUGUUGCUGAAUACAUUAGAAAAUAACUCCGAUUUUAUGAUCAAAUCUUGUAACCCUAGCAUCGACUUCCUAUUUGCUUAACAUAGGAUCAAGGCAGUUUUGAUCGUGAAAUUAUUUUCUUCUCUUGAAAACGCCCCUUGAGGUACGUCGCUUCUGAUCUUAUUAAUACAAAUAAAGAAUGUGUGUAAAAUUUAUCCCUAGAUUUAUUGAUAUUUUUCUGAACUCGUAAGAAAAUGGACGAGAUUCAUGGCAUCUCGCAAUGCGACGCACGCUACCGUGGCCACCUUGACAUGCGAGAAACGUGCUUUUUAAUUGAAAUCAAUUUCACUAA
Molecule: messenger RNA, 1640 nt
Organism: Nematostella vectensis (starlet sea anemone)
Lineage: Eukaryota; Metazoa; Cnidaria; Anthozoa; Actiniaria; Edwardsiidae
Exons: 3
Coding region: 1-987 (328 amino acids)
Molecular function (GO): oligosaccharide binding
Source: RefSeq, a predicted model, not a curated record